GUGUGUGUGGGCGGAGUUUUUCUGCUCCAAGUUGGAGUGUCUCUGCAGAGGAGCAGAGUGUUUUGAGGGACAGAGUGGACCAGGACAAGGUAAACCAGAACAAGUUGAUCUGAGCUGGGGUCCGGAGCCUGGCGCCAUGGCUCAGUACCUGGGCUACUUCACCGCUGUGGGCGACGCCCAGCCCGUCCGCCUGGAGGAGGAGGAGCUGCACGUGACCAGCGAGGAGCUGAGCCCCGCCACGGGGCAGUUCCCCCCCGCGGCCACCUUCAGGGAGUCCCUGCAGAGGCUCUACGGCUCCGAGCGCUUCCAGGUGGUGGUGGUGUGUUUGGUCAUCCUGGACGCCAUCUUUGUUCUGGCCGAGCUGCUCAUCGACCUGUCUGUUAUCAAGCUGGAACAUGGACACCUUGCUCCGGAGGUGUUCCACUACCUGAGCCUGGCUCUUCUCACCUUCUUCAUAGUGGAGCUGCUCGGCAAGCUGUUUGCCUACCGCCUGGAGUUCUUUCAACACAAGUUUGAGGUGUUUGAUGGUUUGGUCGUGGUGCUUUCCUUCGUGUUGGACAUCGUGUUCAUCUUCCAUGAAGACCAGUUUGUUGGGACGGGCCUGCUCAUCCUGCUGCGACUCUGGAGGGUUGCCCGAAUCAUCAACGGUAUCAUGGUGUCGGUGAAGAACCGUGCAGACCAUAAGAUCCACAAGCUGAAGGAGAGCUAUGACCACCUGGUUCAGAGAGUGACCCAGCUGCAGGAGCGCACAGACAAACUGGAGCAGGAGAACCAGAGACUGGAAGCCCUUCUGAAGAAGCACGCCAUAGACUUCUAACUCCUGGAGCCCGCUGCUGUCGAGCCACUCUUCAGUCUCAUUUAAAUCACAUACCUUUAGGCACUCUUUCAACUUAUACAUUCCAUGAUGAACUUUACUUUUAGACCUGAUUGCAAUAUUCCUUAACCGUUACAUUAUAUGAAGAGAAAUAUAUAUUUUUUAAUAUCUGUGUCAGUAGAUCCAUUUCCAUGUCAAAGGUUAUGUCGAAUGAAUAUCAAAUGGUAUGACUCCAUAAAGCCACGAUGGCUUCAAUUUCUAAGUAAAUAUUGCAAAAAUCCUCACACUGAUGCCUUGUACAUAAAACUAAAUGUGCGUCUGGCUGUUUAGUGACAUUUCAGAAGAAUUGUAUGUUGUGUAAAAAA
Etheostoma spectabile (orangethroat darter) is the source of this 1179-nucleotide messenger RNA. RefSeq names its product hydrogen voltage-gated channel 1 (gene hvcn1). Gene Ontology annotation, biological process: proton transmembrane transport. The coding region runs from base 137 to 817 and encodes 226 amino acids. The transcript has 6 exons. NCBI's taxonomy places the organism in Eukaryota, Metazoa, Chordata, Actinopteri, Perciformes, Percidae. Gene Ontology annotation, cellular component: plasma membrane. The record is from RefSeq and is a predicted model, not a curated record. Gene Ontology annotation, molecular function: voltage-gated proton channel activity.